This is a messenger RNA of Candida dubliniensis CD36, 2049 nucleotides long. It is a transcript of the gene MFG1, whose product is annotated as Mfg1p. NCBI's taxonomy places the organism in Eukaryota, Fungi, Ascomycota, Pichiomycetes, Serinales, Debaryomycetaceae. The record is from RefSeq and is a predicted model, not a curated record. Bases 1 to 2049 code for a protein of 682 amino acids. The transcript has a single exon.
AUGAAUGGAAACAACAACAACAACAACAACAACAACAACAACAAUAACAACAAUAACAAUAACACUGGGAAUCUCCAGCAAUCUCAUGGACCACCUCAACAACAACAGCAAAUGUUCAAUCAAACCCCUCAAAUGGCAUUUCAACAAGCACCACCUUCUGUAAUGCAAGGAAGAGGUAAUAAUAUUCAAACUCCUUUACAACAACAGCAACAACAACAACAACAACAGCGAUUCAAUAUGUCUCAACAACAAAUGAUGGCAGCUCAACAACAACAGAAUGCAUUGGCAGCAGCUGCAGUUGCUUCUGGGCGUCCUGUUCCUCAAAGAAAUCCAAAUUAUAAUGGAAGUCCUAAUCCUGCACAAACACUUGCUUUAAAUGUAAACAACAACAGCAACAAAACUGGGAUGUAUAAUCCUAAUGCAUUAGGAACUGGGAUGCCUUCCUCAAAUUUACAACCUACCUCUGCUGGGAACUCUCGUGAUCAUACACCACAAAUGGUAAAUCAACCACAACCUUUUAUACCGCAUCAACAAAACCAACCACCUUUACCACCUCAACAACAACAACCACCACAACAACAACAACAACAACAUACUCCUCAACUUCCACCUCAGGGCCAAGCACCACAACAAGUACAAAUGGGCUAUACCAAGAAAAUAAAUAAUGGUAACCUUGCUAAGAGUGGACAAAUGGGAGGGCCAAUACCUAUGGGAGGACCACAACAAGCAAGAAUUCCUCCUAAUUCGUCAUUCCAACAAUCACCACAAACACAAUUUGCCAUGCCUCCUAAUAAUACUGCUCAUAUCAAUCCCCAACAACCAACAGUAAGUGGUCGUUCUCCUAUUCAAAGACAAAUGAUAACAACAACUGGAAAAGGCGAAACAAACAAUUCAGUUCAAGAACAAGUACAACAAGAAAUCAAUACAAGAAUUAUUAAAAGAAAUUUAGGAAAUGCUGCCAUAAUUAGAGUAUUAGAUUUGAUUGAAUUUAUUUCAAAUCAACAAUAUGAAAACUUGUCAAAUAUAGAAUUUUGGACUAAAAUCACCCCUGCCAAUUUUUUACCCACGGCAAUAUUGAAAUUUAAUACUACUAAUAUUACUGGUCAUGGUAAUAAAUCAUUAAAUGAUAUCACUGGAUUGAAUUUGAAUUUUUUAAAUUCAAACAAGACCAGCAACAACAACAACAACAACAACAACAGUAGUAGUAACACCAAUAAGCCACAUCUAUUUGAGUUGACUACUAGUACUGCUCCUCGAUUUUUUGCUAGUUGUAUACAAACUGAAAGCAUUAUUAAAUGUAAUAUAAGUUUAUCGGGAUCAAAAUUUCAAGUGUUAAAUAAUGGAUCAAUUGUCAUUGCUUCAAAAAUCGAUUUAUAUUUCCGUUAUAAAGAUGGAUCAAAUGCUGCACUUCAUGGUACAAUCAAAAUUUUGAUGAGUAAAGAUUUACGAAUUGAGUGGGUUGAUUUAAAUUUUUCAAAUUAUCAAUCUAAUAUAUCGGUAUUGGCAUUAGAAGAAAAAUUGAAAUCAAUUAUAACUGAUAAUACAUCAAUUACGAAAAAAGAUAUUAAAAAACAAAAGGAAGCUCUUGAUAAUUUAGUGAAAAAUUCUCAAGCAUCAAAAUUACAAUUAACUUUUGGAAUUGAACCUCAAUGUUUAAGAAUUUUACAAGUUGGUGAUGUUAUGUCAAGUAUGAAAUCAUUAAUGGAAUUUAGUAUGAUCAAUAAUAUACCGUCACCAAUGAAAUCAAUGGAAUUAUUGAUAGCAUCACAAAAGAAUCAACAAAUACAAGCAUUUCAAGCUCAAAUGGCGGCACAAGCACAAAAUUUAACAAAUUUUUCUGGACCAGUAAAUUUACAAACUGAUUCACAAAGAUCUCGACAGCAGCUGAUAAAUAUAAGUAACAACAAUAAUAAUGGUAAAGGUGGUAUUCCCAAUGGAAGUAAUAAUAAUGUAUCUUCACCAUCACCUAGGACUGUAAGUGCUGAAGAACCUAAAAGAAAGAGGAAACAAAGUGUGAAUAUGUCGGGUGAGAAUAAGAGAAGGAAAUAA